Kazachstania africana CBS 2517 is the source of this 789-nucleotide messenger RNA. It is a transcript of the gene THP2, whose product is annotated as Thp2p. The transcript has a single exon. The record is from RefSeq and is a predicted model, not a curated record. Gene Ontology annotation, biological process: transcription elongation by RNA polymerase II; mRNA export from nucleus. Lineage: Eukaryota; Fungi; Ascomycota; Saccharomycetes; Saccharomycetales; Saccharomycetaceae. Bases 1 to 789 code for a protein of 262 amino acids. Gene Ontology annotation, cellular component: nucleoplasmic THO complex.
AUGAUGGAGGAAAGCACUUAUUUUGAUACACUUUGUGAACUGGAGCAAUGUUUGCAGGCAAACUAUGAGAAUUUAGACGCAGUUUUGGACACAUUACAGAAUCUUACGAGCGAGAACUUGAAUGAUGAGCAAAUGGUACAUUCGCUCCAAAUGCUGUCAAAACAGUAUAAGGCGCUGUUGGACAGCUCUGUCGAUCUCAGAUACUCGAAAUUCAACACAAGAGAGUCUCAAAUAGCAAGUAUAAGGAAUUCAGAAAGGGAGAAUAAUGUUUUUGCCGAUACCAAACCACAGAGAAACCUAAAUGAGUACGUGAAAUAUAUAGAGAACAUUAAUAGAGACACACAUGAGUACGUGAAUCUCUUAGAACGACUUUCUGUGGACUUGGGAAAGCAAGUUGACAUUUCAGAUUCCAAUGUGACGGAGCUUGUUGUGGAUGACUGGACUCCUCCCAGUGAGUUAAUAUCAUUAUUAGAGCAAUACAACGAGUCUAGCUCCGAUAUUGAAUUACAGGACUCCAAAGUGGACCGCUAUUUGGAUCAAUUAAAGUUGUUGCGUGCUAAAUACGCAAUGGAAAAUAACUAUCUAUUAAAAAGUACUUUAAAUGAUCUAAAUGAUGAAGUAAAUUAUUGGAGAAGGGAGUAUGAAAACAUAGAAAGUAUGAUGUUUGGUAAUGGACCAAACUCAAUGAAGAAAAUGCUGCAUAACGUCGAAGUUUUAAAAGUCAAAGCUGCCGAUCCAGCCAUGGCUGAGAACGAAGAACAGCCUCCAAGAAAGCAAGAUGCAAAGUAG